AUGGCCGCAUCCCUCGAUCGUAGGCGUGCCAAUGGACCAGAGACCUACGCUCCACGCUACGUCUCUUUCUCUCAUUUCCACUCUCUGCCCGGCGCAUCGAGCGGCGGCGCAUCAACCUUGACGGCACCCGCUGUCGCGCGCGCACGCGCACGCGCACCACCACCGCAGCCAUUCUACAUCGCCUUGGGCACCUCACCGCAAGCAUCGGGAUCGAGCUACGUGGAGGCGGACUGUUUGAGGCUUGUAUGCGCAGUGUACGGACCCAGGCAAUCCAAAGGUCGCGCUUACAGUGCCAAAGCCGAGCUGAACGUAGAGGCUCGUUACGCACCCUUUGCGUGCGCCUCGCCUCCUGCUGCUGCUGCUGCUGCUGCUUCGGCAUCAUCAAGUCAUCAUCGUCGCCGAAAGCCGGGAAAGGAUGUGGAAGCAGCAGCAUUGAGCUCAGCGUUGCAGUCUGCGCUUCUGCCUAGCAUUCGCAUAGAGUUGCUUCCCAAAGCGACGAUCGAUGUGCACGUCACCAUCAUCCAGAGUCCAGCGGCAGAAGGAGAAGGAGGAGGAGGUGAGAGGUGGGACGAUGCGCUCUGUCUACCCUGGGCUAGCAUAGCAGCCAGCGCAGCCAUAGCGCAUGCGGGCAUCGAAAUGUGGGCAUUGGUCGUGGGCUGUUGCGCAGUGAGUUGCGAGUCGCGAGUCGCGAGUCGCGCGUCGCGCGUCGCGCGUCGCGGGGUCCACGAAUGUCUGUGUUUGGAAAAGUGUCGCGCGAUACCAUAUCUUACAGGUUCGACCCCCCCUUCCUCCCCGCCCAGUCCAUUCCUCGCAAUCCAGACGUGCCAAUCGAGGUGCACCCGCAUGGUGACGAGUGUUCACCUCGACAAUCCAAAGCCAUCGUGACGCUUAGCACCAUGCCGAGUCUGGGAAGCGUGACGGCCAUGGAGAUUAGCGCUUUGGGAGGAGGUCAAGGGGCCAGCUUGGAAGAGGUGGACAAGGUGAGCGAGAGCUUGCGGGCGUGCGAGAGUGCGAGACUGCGCCUGUGCGCCCGAGAUGGUGCAUCGCUGAGACGCCCGCACACGCACACAUUCACAGGCCAUCGCCAUCCUCACAAAGACGAACGAGUCGCUACAUUUCACAGUCGCGCGAGCGCUUCAAGAAUCGCACUCGGCCAGAGAGGCAGCGCGAUAG
Molecule: messenger RNA, 1173 nt
Organism: Ceraceosorus bombacis
Lineage: Eukaryota; Fungi; Basidiomycota; Exobasidiomycetes; Ceraceosorales; Ceraceosoraceae
Source: the annotation of a GenBank genome assembly